This is a messenger RNA of Trichosporon asahii var. asahii CBS 2479, 696 nucleotides long. RefSeq lists its product as uncharacterized. Lineage: Eukaryota; Fungi; Basidiomycota; Tremellomycetes; Trichosporonales; Trichosporonaceae. The record is from RefSeq and is a predicted model, not a curated record. The transcript has 4 exons. Gene Ontology annotation, cellular component: spliceosomal complex; cytosol. Gene Ontology annotation, biological process: mRNA cis splicing, via spliceosome. Bases 1 to 696 code for a protein of 231 amino acids.
AUGCUGGAACGGACGCGCACCCCUCCGCCCUCAGUCUCGCAAUUGGAGCAUGAUGAUCUGACCUCGGUCACGCCGCAGAACUUCUCCGACAUCCCGCCAGUCCUGCACUGGCAAGGACCGGCCGAGGUCGAGAUGAACGUGCCGAGCUGGACGUCGUGGUCCAAGACGACCGGCACACUGUUCGUCACGGAGCACACCAUUGAGGGCGACGCGGGACAGGGCUGGACGCUGCCGUACCAGGAUCUGACGCUUCAUGCUCUGACGCCGGCGGGAGCGACGCCAGCGCACAUCUACUGUCAGGUUGACGACUCGCCGCCCGCCAACGGCGCUCCUGCUGAAGAGGAAGAGUUUAUGACGCUGGCCGAGAUGCGGAUCUACGUCGCCGAGGACCAACUGCAACCUCUCUUCUCGGCCCUCUCUCGCUGCUCGGCGCUGCACGAGUCCCUGCUGCCGGACGGAACGCCAAACAACUUCUUCGGCCUCGCCGACGACUCGGAGGGCGACGACGAGGACGAGGAGGAAGAGCAAGAUGGAGACGACGGCGAGAUCGGAAGGGCCGAGGAUGGCGAGGACGAGGGGCAAGACCCCGUCGAGGCGUUCCUGGACAAGGUGGAUUGGGGCAAUGUGCCCCCGCCCGAGGGGUGGAAUGCGGCCCAGUUCGAUGAUGCUGAGGAGCCCGAAGCCGAUAAGAAGUAG